Messenger RNA from Triplophysa dalaica, 4116 nucleotides. RefSeq names its product kinesin family member 19 (gene kif19). Gene Ontology annotation, molecular function: microtubule binding; microtubule motor activity; ATP binding. Gene Ontology annotation, biological process: microtubule-based movement. The record is from RefSeq and is a predicted model, not a curated record. NCBI's taxonomy places the organism in Eukaryota, Metazoa, Chordata, Actinopteri, Cypriniformes, Nemacheilidae. Bases 345 to 3377 code for a protein of 1010 amino acids. The transcript is spliced from 20 exons.
GCUGUCUGAUCUCUAGGGACAUCAGAAACACAACACGCUCGUGCACGCGCUCAGCUCCACACUCACAUCCAGCUGAGACAUGGACCGGACGGACUCCACGGGCUUUAAAGCGUUGGGGCUUUAACAGUCUCGUGACUCGUGUUUUGUCGUUCGGUGUCGUAUUAUCAUCCAUGACCGAGUGAAGCGCAGGUGAAUCCAGAGCGUUGCGGCCGCCGUGAACGCGUCACGCUGAACCUGGCACGCGAGUUGUAACAUUUAUUAUGUAAGUGUGGCGUAGGCUAUGUUGCGCAUUCCUAAUGUAACGCGCGUGUUUUAGUUAACAAACAACCGAGCAAAGCAUCACGAUGAAGGACACAGAAUCAAAAGAUCAUCAGCUGACUGUGGCCCUGCGAAUUCGCCCAUUGAGCGAUGCAGAACUGGAGGAAGGUGCCACUAUAAUAGCCCACAAAGUAGAUGACCAGAUGGUGGUUUUGAUGGAUCCAAUGGAAGAUCCAGAUGAUAUCCUCCGUGCUCAUCGAUCAAGAGAGAAGACCUACAUGUUCGACGUGGGCUUUGAUUAUUCCGCAACGCAGGACGAGGUGUAUAGAUCCACCACAAAGGGCCUGAUUGAAGGUCUUAUAUCAGGGUACAAUGCCACGGUCUUCGCCUACGGACCCACAGGUUGUGGGAAGACGUACACUAUGUUGGGAACGGACAGAGAACCGGGUAUCUACGUUCGCACCUUAAACGACCUCUUCAAGGCUAUCGAAGAAACCAGCGAUGACAUGCAGUACAGCGUCUCAAUGUCCUACCUGGAGAUCUACAAUGAGAUGAUUCGAGACUUACUGAAUCCAUCUUCUGGAUUCCUUGACCUACGAGAGGAUUCAAAGGGAGAAAUACAGGUGGCUGGCAUUACGGAGGUUUCCACUAUCAACGCACGUGAGAUAAUGGAGUUGUUAAUGAAAGGAAACAAGCAAAGAACCCAAGAGCCGACGGCAGCCAAUCAGACGUCUUCUAGGUCUCACGCCGUGCUCCAGGUGGUCGUGCAGCAAAAGAGCCGAUGUCGAGACAUUCUGCAGGAGGUGCGAUUCGCACGGCUCUUCAUGAUCGAUCUGGCAGGCUCUGAGCGGGCUUCACAGACACAGAACAGAGGUCAGAGGUUAAAAGAGGGCGCUCACAUCAACAGAUCUCUGCUCGCGCUUGGGAACUGCAUCAAUGCCUUGAGUGAAAAAAAUGGCAACAAAUUUGUCAACUUCAGAGAUAGCAAACUCACCCGACUGCUCAAGGAUUCUCUGGGAGGAAACAGUCGGACAGUGAUGAUUGCCCACAUAAGCCCCGCCUCUCUGGCCUUCGAAGAUUCACGGAACACCCUGACUUACGCCGACCGUGCCAAAAGCAUCCGCACACGGGUAAAAAGAAACCUGUUGAAUGUGUCUUAUCACAUCGCCCAGUACACCAGCAUUAUUUCGGACCUCCGCAGCGAGAUUCAGCGACUGAAGAAAAAGAUAGCGGAUCAGGCCAGCAGACAGCCGAACCCAGACAGGACAGAUAUCCGUCACGUUCAAGCCGAGGUGCAGGCGCAUUCCUCUCAGAAGAGUCGAGCAGAGAUGGACCAACUGCGGAAGCAGCUGAUCGAUGCAUUCAGACAGCAGAUGGACAUCAGAAAACACCUUAUGGAGCUGGAGAACAGUAACAUGGAGAUCCAGAUAGACACGUCCAAACACCUGCUGACGAUCGCAGACUGGGAGCAGGAACGCUUUAGGAGGAGAAAGAAGUGGCACGGGGAGAGGAGGAAGGAGAGUUUUAAUAAAGAUGAAAGCGAGAAAGAUUCAGACUCACCAGAAUCUUUGCCGGACAGCUCAGAGACGCCUGAAGUGAUCAUCGCCAGAGAGAACCUUGUUACGCUCAUGACUGAGCAGAAGAAAAAACAAAAACAGAAGGCCGGGCUGGAGCAGCGUCUGGCCGAGCUGAGGGAGAAAGCUCGGCGUCUGGAGGAGCUUCUCCCCCGCCGGGUGAGCUCAGAGGAGCAGCGAGAGGUGCUGUGCCUCCUCUGUAAGGUCCACGAACUGGAGAUCGGGAACGCGGAGAUGCAGUCCAGUGCUCUGCUAAAGGACAACAUGAUCCGACAGAAGAACGUGGUGGUUCAGCGAUUCGAGCAGCACAGGAGCCUCUGCCACGACAUCAUCCAACAGCAACGCCAGUUCAUUGAUGAUCACAGUCUUCUGGUCCCCCCACAUCUUCAAGAACUCUACGAGAUCUAUAUGAGGGAAAUGGAUGAGAAGAAUUUAGACAGAGUCGUUGCCUUGGAUAAAUUCACCAUUCGUACUCUCAAGGAGGGUUCCCUGCCCAAGAUCACCCUCCCCAGCAGAGGUCGUGACCCCCUGCAGGAGAUGGAUUCAGAUCAAGAGAGCGUUCGCACUCUGGGCUCAGACAAUAGACAAGGUCGGACGAAAGUGAGGAGACACACGCUGCCUCCGAUAUUCGCAGAGUCUGAAGGAGACAGUUAUCGAGUAUUUAAGAGCAGUCGCAAACAGAUGAAGAGCUCUGAAGUUAUGACUCCACCACCUAUUCACAUUAAUGGCCUCGGCAAUAGAGAGCUGUUGCCAUCUGUCCUGGAUGAUGCUCUGAGAUACAGUCAUCUCAGUCACAGUAUGAGCAGUCAUCUGGAUUCUUCUCCUGACAGCAGUGAGAACAGCACAGAUGCCCCGUUGACACCCAAAGAGAGACAGCAGAUUUUAAGGGGUGUGCAGAACAUUGCAGUGAAGGCUGCCCGUCGCCGGUCUAAGGUCCUGGAAUUAGAUGCCCUCCGAUUGCACCCACCACCGUCUCCCCUUGAUCCAAAAAAGCACAUGAGUAAUCUGUCUCUGAGCGAUGCUCCCCCUAAAGGACCGAUGCUGCGUCGCGGGAGACAACCUAGCCCAGAGCUGCGCCACGCCACCUCUGACGACAACCUGUCCAGCAGCACAGGAGACGGCCCAGCGCCCAAUGGCACCUGGACGCGGCCGGGGAACCGUCCGGCUGUGAAGAACGGCGCACAAAGGGAGCAGGAUUUUGAGGGUCGCAGGCGCAAGAGGAGAUCUCGAUCAUUUGAGGUCACAGGACAAGCACUGUCUCAGGCUAAAAACACCAGCCAGAGAUUUCGGCCCUUAGACAGCACUUCUGAUCCCCACAUGCACAUCAAUGGACACCCCCCUGCCCCCCUUCUGCGUCCGCAAAACAGAGCUCAACCUCAGCUUACAAAAGCUCGGCAAAACAUCCACCAAACAGGAUCAACUGCAGAUGUCACUUCCUCCAACCUGCCCUCCCACCUCAUUAAGCGUGGACCCCAAAGCAGACAACUUCAGCCUCUCCUGUACGUCACCACCGGGACGGGUGCCCAGCGGACCCGUAAACACUGAUGGCAUUCAUGCUUUUCAUGACUGUUUUGUCCUGACGCCCCGCAACCGCACAAAUGAUCCCCUUCGAAAAUAAGACUGAGACCAAGUGGAAUGUUUUAUCGCAUUGGAAGAACUGUACCAUGGCAUCAAGCUUUUUGACGUGGAAGAAAAAGCGUACGACCUGGGUUGUCAUUUGCAUUUGAUUCUGAGGUUUUGCUCAAAUUCUUGUAGUUUUUCUCUGAAAGGAUGUGACUUAGAAUGUCUGCUUCAUUUUUUUUACGUAUUGGCUUCUACAAAUUGCAAGAAACAAUUGCCUUGACUUUAGCAGCCUUAAUUAUUGUCAAAACUAUAUUCCCACAAUGAUAUGCAAAAAUGUUUCCGAACUACUGUAAUUCGACAGGGGAUAAAUCCUGCCUCAAAUACCUUUUGGUUAAAUAUUUAUAUCAGGCUGUAUGUGCUAUAUGCGCUUCUCAUUCCACAGGGAACAAUAUAUAUUUCACAGCUGCCGGGGCAUAGCUUUCUUUUCAAAAAUCCUUAUGGGUUUGUGUUAGUUCUUAGUACCAGACAAGAAGGCAUAUUUAAUGUGGUCCAGACCCUCAAUUCAUUGUUUUUAAAAAGAGAAAAAAAUGACUGCUGCCUUUACUUUAAAAAACGUUCUCAAAGUUUGUGUAUUUUUUUCUUAUUAAACGUGCAUAGACACUUUUCUACUCUUAAUUUUGUACCUUUUUUGUAACCAAAAUAAAUUUGAUCGACAAAUUGA